Candidula unifasciata is the source of this 453-nucleotide messenger RNA. The record is from the annotation of a GenBank genome assembly. NCBI's taxonomy places the organism in Eukaryota, Metazoa, Mollusca, Gastropoda, Stylommatophora, Geomitridae.
AUGUACUCGUUGUCUCGGGGACCUAGCAAGAUCGUGACGAGCGCCCGCCGAGGGCAUCCUAGACAACUUGAUAUCGAAGGUUAUGAUAACCGAGAUAAGUCUGUCAAACUGUCAAAAACAAACGGAGAAGGAGAAGAUGUAACGCAGACUGCAGAACUCAGUAAUCCAAAGCCAACAUUCCAGGCCAAAAAAAUAAAUAAGUGGAAGCCACAGACUCAGAUUAGUUGUGAACCAACCCUGCAAGAAAACCAUCUUCAGAUGGCCAAGUUUUUAAGCAGACAAUGGCAGCAAGUUGAACAGAACAGAGGAAAAAGUAAAAAUGGAGAGCUCACAUUUGAUACUUACAUUGAAAAAGGUCCUAAUACAAAGCUUGCAGGUUUCACACCCUUUGAUCUCGAUGUGUUCUGGGGUGGGCAGACCUUGAAGAGUGUACUUGGAAAGUCUUCCAGCUGA